Pollicipes pollicipes is the source of this 3785-nucleotide messenger RNA. RefSeq names its product phosphoinositide 3-kinase regulatory subunit 4-like. Gene Ontology annotation, molecular function: ATP binding; protein serine/threonine kinase activity; protein binding. Gene Ontology annotation, cellular component: phosphatidylinositol 3-kinase complex, class III, type II; nucleus-vacuole junction; late endosome. Gene Ontology annotation, biological process: macroautophagy; autophagy of peroxisome; protein phosphorylation. The record is from RefSeq and is a predicted model, not a curated record. NCBI's taxonomy places the organism in Eukaryota, Metazoa, Arthropoda, Thecostraca, Pollicipedomorpha, Pollicipedidae.
CCUUGCAGCGCCAUUACAGCCUCUAUCAAUGAAAAUAUUUUGUACUUGCUAUUUUCAAGCGAAUAUGCGGUAGACGGGGCUCGGAAGAGCAGUUGUAUAGUUGUAGGGUUGUCGUUGUCGAUCGACAUAUUUUCCCGAAAAUUGACCAAAAUUUCAUUUGAUUAACGCUCGCCUUCUUGUCUUGUGCAGUAAUCGUUAUGGGAGGAAGGCUCUUGUGAUACUCAUUUAUCCUAGACAAGCUUUUCCCCAGUUUACCACCCGAUUUAUUUUUAUUGUUCAUCGUCUCAGCGCAUCGAUGUUGCUGGCCCUGCAUAAAAUGAAGUAUCAGGUUAUUUGUAGGAUGCAGGAGCAGAUUGGUGAUUAGUGGCCUUGGCUAGGCACACAGCUCGCCAGUGAAGAUGGGAAACCAGCUGGCUGGCAUUGCACCAUCACAGAUCUUUCCAGUAGAGUACUACCUGAAUGAUGUCCCAUAUGUUGAGUUUGUGGCAAGCCUGGGCAGCACGCGCUUCAUGAAGGUGGCGCGCGCCUCGUCGGCCGAGGGCCAGCUGGUGGUGAAGGUGUUCGUGCUGCACGACCCCAGCCUGCCGCUGGAGCAGCACGAGCGCCGAUUGAAGCAGCUGGCCGCCCUUCUGCGCAACGUGCCCAACUGCCUGCCGUUCCGCCGCGUCGUCAUCACCGACCGUUCGGCGCUGCUCCUCAGACAGUACAUACGGUACAGCCUGUAUGACCGAAUCUCGACGCGACCGUUCCUGUCGGAGCACGAGAAGCGGUGGCUGAGUUUCCAGCUGCUGAGCGCGCUGGCCGCCUGCCACCGGCUCGGCGUCUGCCACGGCGACCUCAAGCUGGAGAACCUGCUUGUCACCUCGUACCUCUGGCUGCUGGUGGGCGACUGGGCCGCCUUCAAGCCGGCGCUGCUGCCCGAGGACAACCCGGCCGACUUCGGCUACUUCUUCGACACGUCGCGGCGCCGGCUGUGCUACGUGGCGCCGGAGCGUUUCGCCAGCGGUGGCCUGCUGCCGCUGGCCGACCCCACGCCCGGCCGGCUCACGCCGCCGAUGGACGUGUUCUCGGCCGGCUGCUGCCUCACCGAGCUCUGCACCGAGGGCGCCGUGCCGUUCGACCUGACGCAGCUGCUGCUGUACCGCGCCGGCGAGUACGACCCGUCCCAGGCCACCGGCCGCAUCGCCGACCCGGCCUUCCGCGAGAUGGUGGAGGCGAUGCUGCGACUGGAGCCGGCGGCGCGGCCGGCGCCGGCCGACCUGCUCGCGCGCUACACGCCGGCCGUGUUCCCGGCCACGUUCCAGGCGGUGCUGCAUCCGUACUUCGCGCAGUUCGCCGGCUCCGCGCUGCCUUCGCCCGACGAGAAGAUCGACAAGAUGGCGUCCGACGUGGACCGGCUGGUGAGCCAGCUGUCGGCCGGCAACCCGGUCUCGUUGCAGGAGGACAUCACGCUGGUGAUCGGGCUGGCCACCUCGUGCGUGCGCCGGCUCUGCCACCUGGCCACCAAGGUACGCGCGCUGAAGCUGCUGCUCCGCCUGGCCGGCCACGUGAGCAGCGACGUUAUUCUGGACCGCGUGCUGCCAUACGUGCUGUCGAUGACGCGCGACGCGUUCGCGCGCGUGCGCUGCGUGGCGCUGCAGACGCUGGCGGCGAUGCUGGCGCUGGUCACGUCGCUGCCCGAGAGCGACGCGCACAUCUUCCCCGAGUACGUGCUGCCGAACGUGGGCGCGCUGGCGCAGGACCGCGCCGUCAGCGUGCGUGUCUGCUACGCCACGCAGCUGGCGCCGCUGGCCGAGUCGGCGCUGCGGCUGCUCGAGGCGUCGCACGUGCGCGCCAGCCGGCCCGGCCUGGCCGCCGAGCUCGGCACGCUGCACGACCUGGUGCACCAGAAGGUGCAGCUGCUGCUGACCGACGCCGACAGCUCGGUCAAGCGGACGCUGCUGGUGCGCGGCUUCUCGCGGUUGUGCGCCUUCUUCGGCAAGCACAAGGCCAACGAUCUGCUGCUCUCGCACAUGAUCACCUUCCUCAACGACAAGGGCGACCGCAGCCUGCGUGCCGCCUUCUUCGACGCGGUGGAGGGGGUCGUGUCGUUCAUCGGCCGCCACUGUGUGCCGCUGCUGACGCCGCUGCUGCUGCAGGGUCUCAACGACACGGAGGAAUUCGUCACCGUCAAGGCCGUGGACGCCAUGUGCGGGCUGGCGGCGCGCGGCCUGCUCGGCAAGGCGGCGUUGUACGAGCUGCUGGACGAAGUGGUGCCGAUGGUGGUGCACCCGAGCUUGUGGGCGCGCCAGGCGGCCGUUGGUUUCAUCUGCGCGUGCGCCGCGCAGAUGCGCGUCAUCGACGUGCAGUGUCGGCUGGUGCCGCGGCUGGCGCCGUUCCUGGCGCACCCGGUGGCUUCGCUGGACAGUUGCGCGGCGCUCCUCGCCGCACUCGGCCCACCGCUGCCGCGCGACGUAUACGACCACGUGGCGCAUCCGGCCUGGCAGCUGCACCUGCCCGACGGUGGCGGGCCCGUGCGCAACCUGUUCCGCCGCCUGGUGGCCGACGGCAUGACGGCCGCCGUCGAAGACCACCUGCUCGUGCUGGCCGGACACCUGGCCAAGGUGCACAAACACAAGCGACUGGCGGCAGAGAUGCGGCGGGCGCCCGUCGAGUCGGGCGUCGCCACCGUGCCGCUGGUGGCGCAUCUGCACGAGCACCAGGGUGCCGUGGUGCGGCUCGCGGCCGUCACCGACACGCCGCUGGUGGCGAGCGCCGCCACCGACGGCCAGGUGCGCGUGUGGGACGUGGCGCGUAUGGAGGGCAAAAACAUCGCCAACCGCUCGCGCCAGACGUACACGCGGCCGGGCGGCGGCGGCGCACUCACGGCGCUUACCUACUGCGAGGCCGAGCGGGCGCUGGCGGCCGCCGGCGACGGUGACGCCGUCUGGACGAUCAGUGUCGAGACGAGCACACCCCGCUCGCACCCCCUGCACUACCGCAAGCUGGACGUGGUCGAGGAGGGUAGCGUGGUGGAGCUGACGCACUUCAGCUCGGCGGGCAGCUCUGUGCUCGUCUACGCCACCAUGUACGGCCAGCUGGUGGGCUGGGACCUGCGCGCGCCCGGCACCGCCUGGCGCCUGCAGAACGGCGCGCGCCGCGGUCUGGUGACGGCGCUCUGCGCGGACCCCGCCCACUGCUGGCUGGUGGUGGGCACCUCCAGCGGCGUGCACGUGUGCUGGGACCUGCGUUUCCAGCUGGCGGUGUCGACGCUGGCGCACCCGGCCGGCCCCCGGGUGCGCCGGCUCUGCGUGCACCCCAGCCAGCCCAGCUGGUUCGUCAGCGCCGUGUCCGGCAACUCGGAGGUCAACAUGUGGAACAUUGAGACGGGCGAGCGCCAGAUGACGCUGUGGCCGAGCCAGCACCCGGCGCUGAGCACGGCGCUGCGGGACCACCACUCGGUGACGGCUCUGUGCCCGGUGGGGCCGGCGCUGCUGACAGCCGGCACCGACAUGUGCACGCGGCUCUGGGAGCUGGCCGAGCCGCGCGCCUCGCAGCUGAUCACGUGGCCGGCCCGCCAGCCGGUGCCCGUCACCGGCACGUACCGCUCCCAGGUGGUGGACGGCAUCGAGGUAGUGCAGGAGGUGUGCCAGAAGGCGCGCCGUCCGCUGGACGACUGUCCGCGCGGCCCCGAGCCCACGCCGCCCGGCCACCUGGACACCAUCAGCGACAUCGUCCUGGCGCGCGCCUCCCAGUGGUACGCCGUCACCGCCUCCCGCGACGGCGUCGUCAAGGUCUGGAAGUGA